Molecule: messenger RNA, 2439 nt
Organism: Etheostoma spectabile (orangethroat darter)
Lineage: Eukaryota; Metazoa; Chordata; Actinopteri; Perciformes; Percidae
Gene: asb15b
Product: ankyrin repeat and SOCS box containing 15b
Exons: 14
Coding region: 460-2181 (573 amino acids)
Biological process (GO): intracellular signal transduction
Cellular component (GO): nucleus
Molecular function (GO): protein binding
Source: RefSeq, a predicted model, not a curated record
UGUGCAAAAAUACAGCUGAAUUAUAUUUUCAUGACAUACUUAUGAAGUAAAAGCCAAUACCCUUAAUUGAUUAUUAUCAUUAUUAUCAAAUCAAUGCCCUAUGUCACAUAGGCAAGAUUCAGAAAAAUAGUGUGAUGUCUUAGAAAAGAUUAACCCUUGAGAGGGGGAAUGUGGGGAUGUAACCCGAUGCAGGUGAACAGGUACCUUCAAACAUGCAAUGUGUCUUUGUGUUUACAAUGACCAAAUAACCCCAUUUGAAUGAAGUCCCAGUGAAGCAGUCAGGCAAAGUAGUACUUUGUACACAGGAGUUGGAAGUUAAAACUGAACAGUGUUGAGUCAGCUCGUCUAUAGCGGGUCACAUCUAUAUAUAACCCUGACAGCUUCUGACCACACUAAACAAAAACACACGGGCUGCAAGCUGGAGGGCUCCAAGGCACACGUUCACAUCAACAGAUAGAAAUGGAUGAGCAGGAAAGCAUAAAUGAGGAACUUAUCAAGUUUGCCAUUCGAGAGAGCAUUUCAGAUGCUCACAAGCUGCCAUGUUCGAACAGGAAGAAAUCAAACAGUGACAACUUAGUCAAGAUUAUGGCAGCCAUUCACGAGGGCCAUGUGUAUGGGCUGCAGGAGCUGUCAAGUUGUGUGUCUGCCUUCAGAGAGAGCGACAGCCGGGGCUGGCUGCCUCUGCAUGCAGCAGCUGUGCAGCCACAGCGAGACGUCCUGUAUGUGGUGCUGCAGGCAGUGUUAACAUCUACAGACCUGACCCUGGAGGAGCUGACAGAUGAUGGGGACACGUCUCUGACUCUGGCAGCAGAGGCCGGGCUGGUGGAAAAUGUCAGGAUGCUGCUGCAGCACGGAGCUUCACCACACAACACCAACAGCAGGAACGAGUCUCCUCUUCUGAUUGCUGUAAGACAGAGAUCAUACGACAUGGUUUUAUCCCUCGUCAUGGGUGGGGCCUUUGUGGAGCAGGUGUGUCUCACUAAGUGGACGGCCACACAUGAAGCUGCAAAGGUGGGUUGUCCAGCUAUUCUGAUGCUGCUGCUUCAACACGGGGCCAAAGUAACAGCCAGAGGCGAGCAUGGGGUUACUCCUCUUGGGAUCGCGGCUGAAUAUGGCAACACCGAAGCCUUGGAGAUACUCAUCCAGCAUGGUGGUGACGUGAGUGCCCAGUCCAGCAAUGGAGACACUGUCCUGUAUGAUGCAGCUGGAUCUGGAAACCUGGACUGUGUUGAGCUGCUCCUGCGCCACGGAGCCAACCCAAAUGUAGCCAGCUACGCCUGUCAGCUGCCCAUCCACAGAGCUGCAUAUGAGGGACACAUACUAGUCCUGAGGACUCUCAUCCCCAUUACGGCAAAAAGAGCUAUCCAUCUCUCAGGCCAGAACCCCAUCCACUCAGCAGCUGACGGGGGACAGGUCAAGUGUCUGGAGCUGCUAAUUCAGAAAGGAUAUGAUGUCAACGCCUUGCUGAGAACACACAUCUCUGAGAACUACGGGGACCUUAGGAAGACUCCUCUGUACUUCGCUGUUUCCAACGGUGAUGUAACCUGUGCUGAGACGCUGCUGGCAGCUGGUGCAAACCCUGACCUGGACCCAUUACGUUGCAUCCUGGUCGCUAUACGCGCUGAGAGGUAUGAGCUGGUGCAGCUGUUGCUGUCCUAUGGAGCAGAGGUGAAUUGUUACUUCAGAGAGAUCAACAACACACUGUUCCCCACUGCCCUGCAGUACAGCCUGAGGGACCCUGUCAUGCUGCAGCUGCUGCUCAACAGUGGAUAUCAAGCUUACAGGUGUUUCCAUUGUUGCCAUGGUAAUGGUGAAGAAAUGGAUAGUAGCUGGACUGACCUCCAUAACCAAGCCUACCAGAUUUACAGUCAACCUAACGCCAUCUCAUUCUGCGAGUUUAUAUCUGUUUCGUGGGUCACACAUCUGGUCGGCAGUGUUGUAAGGAUGCUCCUGGACUACGUCAGCCACGUCAACAUCUGUCCCAUCCUCGAACGCGUCCUGGAGAAAACACCCGAGUGGGAUGAGAUUUCUGGCAUACUGAGCAAGCCACGGUCCCUAAAGCACUUGUGUCGGCUGGUAAUCAGAGGUCACAUGAGCCUCAGGACGCUGAAUGACCCUGUAGCCGUGGCUGCUGUCCCAUAUCCUCCGAGACUGAAGAACUACCUGACCUACAAAGAGUGACCUGUAUGAUCUCUCAACUACGUGAAACACAUUCUAUUUAUACAAGUGUGAUUGAAACACUAAUGAAAAAGCACUAGUCACUCUUUUAGCCAAUGGAAAUAUAUCUGUCAAAGUCCUUUUGUAUGUCAUUUGUCAUGUGGUAAUGAGCUUGAGUGCCUUACAGUGUGUGACAGUGUCUACUUUUUCUUUUAUACAGUAUAUCACAAUAUAAACAUUUUUUUUCACCGGAUUGAACAAUUAAAAUGUCUCUUUUCUUUA